This is a messenger RNA of Siniperca chuatsi (mandarin fish), 2958 nucleotides long. It is a transcript of the gene blvra, whose product is annotated as biliverdin reductase A. The transcript is spliced from 7 exons. Gene Ontology annotation, molecular function: biliverdin reductase [NAD(P)H] activity; zinc ion binding; nucleotide binding. Lineage: Eukaryota; Metazoa; Chordata; Actinopteri; Centrarchiformes; Sinipercidae. The coding region runs from base 203 to 1069 and encodes 288 amino acids. The record is from RefSeq and is a predicted model, not a curated record. Gene Ontology annotation, biological process: heme catabolic process.
CUGCAGCAUAGCGAGCGCGCCUUGUGUAAUGCCCGGCGCACCGGACGGUGUGAGCCCUUCCGCGCUCCGUACUCACAGGCUGGCGGUUAGCCGAGCGCUAGCUUCGUGUAACGUCAUUUCUCGCAAGGUAACUAAUACGUAAGCACACCUGUGAUAGCUAGAUUUCUUCGUGUGGGUCACGGAAGAGCUGAAUAAAACCAGUAUGUUUGGAGCGGUGGUGGUUGGCAUUGGCACAGCAGGUUGGGUGAGGAUUAGAGACAUGUUAGCUCCACUGCCUGGCAGUCCUGCAGAGAAACUCACUGUCAGAGGAUUCAUAUCCAGGAGAAGCCUGGACACUCUGGAAGUGAGUCAGAUCUCUGUAGAAGAGGCCGUGAGCAGAGAAGACAUUCAUGUGGCAUUCAUCUGCACUGAGAAUGUGUUGCAUGAGGACAACAUCAGAACUUUUCUGCAGGCAGGGAAGCACGUCUGUGUCGAGUAUCCCAUGACCAUGAGCUACAAGGCUGCUGUGGAGCUCUGGGAUUUUGCCCAGGAAAAAGGAGUGAUUCUCCAUGAGGAACACAUCGAGCUGCUGACAGAAGACUACAAAGAACUGAAGAGAGAGGUGGAGGGGAAAAUCCUGCAGGAAGGCACUCUUCAUUUCACUGGUGGAGCUCUGAAGCCUGGAUUUGGUUUCCCAGCAUUCAGUGGCAUUGCUCGCCUCACCUGGUUGGUUGAGUUGUUCGGUAAGCUGUCAGUAACUGCAGCGACCAUAGAGGAGGACUCUGGUAACAACUACAGCAAGAUGACUGCAAAGCUGCUAACUUCUGACAACAGACCUCUGACGUGGAUUGAGGAACGGGGACUGGGCCUCCCUAGGGCCAAGAAAAUCAACUUUCAGUUUGACUCCUGCACCCUGACCCAGAUCCCUCCUGCACCCACAGGGGCUGUGGGCCUCUUCAUGCAGGACCUGAUCCACUUCUCUGCCAAGCUGGCGGGCCAAGUCAGUCCAGAGGAGCUCCAGAGAGAGAAAAUCCGGAUCCUACACUGCUUGAAACUGGCAGAGAGGAUACAAGAACUUUGCCAAAGUUAAAUGGGGACUCUCCAGUUUAUGAUAAUCAUAAAUCUUGAUCUUAUGAUUUUUUUUUUCAUUACCAUGCCUUAAGAUUUUUUUAUUGAGUUGUAACAACACAUUCUAACAUGAUCAGUACAUAUGCAGACAUGCCUGCCUGAAAGUAGAAUAUUGUGACUACUGGAAAUAUCAUACUGUAGUUACUCUAGCAUCAUUUGUGUUGUAAAAUAAUUACUUCUUUUUUUAAUAAGGAACCCUGACUACAACAACAGGACAGCCAUUGGGACUAAGAUGUUCUUUAAAUCUUUUAUUUAUUGAAAGGCUCAGAUUUCCAUGUCAUGGAAAACCUGGAAAAGUCAUGGAAUUUCAAAAUCUAGUUUUCCAGGCCUGGAAAAGUCAUGGAAUUAGUAAAAUCUUUCAAAGUUUUGGAAAAUUCAUGGAAUUGUGUUGUGUGUAAUGAAUUGUAUUGUUACAGUAAUCUUCCGUGGAUAACCUUCCACGUAAUGUAACAUAACGGCAAAUCUAUUUUCUGUAGCUGUUGAUGUAACGUAGCUCUAAUAUGCGUCGAUGGGUGACAAUGUUUUGUUUACUAUAACGUACGUUUCUUCAUUUUCCGUCACUCCCUCCAUGUAUGCCAGCUAGCUGAAAUUAUCUGUUCGAACAGAGUUUGAAUCUGAUAUGUUUGAAUAAUGCUGGGCAAGUGUAAUUUAAUAUUUCAUGGUUAACGACCGAUACAAACUUCAGUUAGAAACCAAACAAGAGAAUGACCAACGUGCGAGAUGUAAGCUUUUCAAAAAGAGCUUCGAUAUUAGCAAUAUGGUGGAGGCAGCCCUCCCGAGUCAUGCUAAGGGAACAAAGUGAGGAGUGAUGGACAGCUAAGGUGACGUUAGCUAGCUAGCUAAUUUUACAAUAUCAUUACAUGCGAUGUCCAUCUUAGUCCAUGGACCACACCUGGAAAUUUCACGUAUCGGUACCAUCUAAGGUGGCAAAGGUUCAAUGGUCCUAUGUUGUUAAUAUAUGAUAGAUCUGUCAAAAGACUAGCUAAAUAUAUUUUAUAAGCCUUAAUAGAUCGGCUCUUGUAUGGAUGUAAUGUAACUUGCCCCUCCCUCAUUACCACCAUUGAGGUGCCCUUGAGCAAGGCCCUUAACCCCAACUGCUCCAGUGGAGCUGCUCAGUCGCCAGCAGAUGUGUUGUGAGCAGUUUCAUGUAGGCACUAUUUUCUUUCUACCAAUAGUUCCUACAUGAAACUGCUCACAACAAACCUGUGGAUUAUCUUGAGUAACCGGGUCAGGAUUUCUGGAAAGAGACGUUGCUGUUGAGUUUUUCAAAUGUAUUUUUUUGGAGUGCCAUAUAGUUCCAUGAAAUUUAAAAAUGCAGACAUCUCUAUGGCCAAUAUCUCCAAACCUUGGCAACUCACACCGAAACAAUGUAGAUGGAUAAAUAGCACUACAGGUAAGAGGAAAAUAUGUAUUUUUGAUUUUUGGGGUGAACUGUUGGAAUUUUUGCUGCUUGUUUUGACAUUAACUAGCCUAUCCUCCAUUCAAUAUGUUGGAUACAAUAGCAAAUGAUAGACCAGAUAAAUUAACAAGGCAGCUGGCUAUUUUGCAAUCACUAACUAAUGUUAGUAAAAACAAACCUUAACACUAAUUAUUUGAGUGCUCUCUUAUAUUGGUCAAUAUUACAUUUGGAGACACUGAUCCUAAAUCAGUAAUUAAAUGCAACUUUUGCUUCGAGUUUAUUCCAAUGCAUUCUUAUUAAUUAUACUGCAGGGGAGAACAGGCUAAGAUGAACACCUGGUUCAUCAGCACCUUGAGUACCUGGUGGGGCUGCCCUUUGUUAAUUUUCUUUGUAAAUGUGAGCAUAUAUGUAAAGGUACAUUUGCACUUAAUAAAUUAAUACUUUGUACUUCA